AUAUAUAUAUAUAUAUAUAUAUAUAUAUAUAUAUAUAUAUCAGGGCUAGAAGGUUUCAGUUUACAAGUUCCAGCAGCAAGAACGUCUCUGGACAGCGACCGCCAUUCAAAUAAGGAACAACGCUGGCCCUCUCUUCAAACAUGCAUAUCUACAUACUUGCCUUCAUUUCUGCAGUGUCACUUCUGGAACAUAACACAUGGAGUGCAACGAACGGGAUUAUGUCAUCUGCGUCCAUAACGAAGUCAGGGACUUCGGAUGUUGCUCCACCUAAAACGAAAGAAGAAGCUCCACAAUGCUAUCUGCCUCUUGCACGGGGUGUUCCGUGCGACAAACCGCAACCGUCAGAAAGAUGGUUCUUCAAUGCCACAAAAAAUAGGUGCUCAAAAUUUACAUACCAGGGAUGUGAAGGCAACGAUAAUAACUUCAGCGGUUUCCGGGAGUGCCGGAAGUCGUGCAGAAACCAGGCAGAAAGACGUCGACAGAGACAGGAAAAACUUGCCGAAAUCAGUAGUGUCACUUUCGCCGACGAUCUAGCGGACGAUAAAUGCAGCUUGCCUUACGAUGGUGGUAAGAAAUGCACAGAAGGACCGAAGAAACCUGAUGAGAAAUGGUACUUUAAUAGCACAACUCGGAAAUGCGUUCCUCUCACUUUUCUUGGAUGUGGUGGAAAUAUAAAUCAAUUCCCAGAUCAGGAUACAUGCCAAGAAACCUGCGACCCGUAUCUUUACUACAUGGACGAAGCUGACACAAACGGCGAAGAGGAGAAUAAGCAGUCGGACGAUAAUGAGAGCAGGGAUAACGCAACGCCAAAGGAGUCUGAAGCGGAAAGUGAAGUAAACCUCGCCGAAAUGCAGUAGUCAUACGGUGCAAUAAAGUGGUCUCUCACACUGUUA
Messenger RNA from Rhipicephalus sanguineus (brown dog tick), 893 nucleotides. RefSeq names its product actinia tenebrosa protease inhibitors-like. Bases 141 to 857 code for a protein of 238 amino acids. NCBI's taxonomy places the organism in Eukaryota, Metazoa, Arthropoda, Arachnida, Ixodida, Ixodidae. Gene Ontology annotation, molecular function: serine-type endopeptidase inhibitor activity. The record is from RefSeq and is a predicted model, not a curated record. The transcript has 7 exons.